AUGUUCCGAAGCGCAACCAAGCUGCGGGCUGCCGAGGCUGGAGCAUUGCGAUCACUCGCAUAUGCAAAGGCCAACCCCUCAUUCUGCUGUGCCCGCAGUGCCCGUCCGCUUUCCAACGCCCGGUACACGCCAUUGAAGACACAGGCCGCGUUCCAGCGCCGCCAAUUCAGCUUCACCAGCAGCAUGGCCAACACACGAACCGAGAGCGAUGCCUUUGGCGAAAUCCAGGUGGCCUCUGACAAGUACUGGGGCGCCCAGACGGAGCGCUCGCUGGAGAACUUCAAGAUAAAUCAGCCCCAGGACCGCAUGCCGCCGCCAAUCGUGCGUGCCUUUGGUAUCCUCAAGGGCGCCGCUGCGACUGUCAACAUGAAGUUUGGGCUGGACCCAAAGCUUGGAAAGGCUAUCCAGCAGGCGGCCGACGAGGUUGCCUCGCUCAAGCUCAUCGAUCACUUCCCGCUCGUUGUCUGGCAGACUGGCUCUGGCACCCAGUCCAACAUGAACGCGAACGAAGUCAUCUCCAACCGCGCCAUUGAGAUCCUCGGUGGCACCAUGGGCACCAAGAAGCCUGUUCAUCCCAACGACCACGUCAACAUGUCCGCCUCCUCCAACGACACCUUCCCCACCGUCAUGCACAUUGCCGCCGUCCUCGACUUUGAGGAGUCGCUCCUCCCCGCCCUCACCAGCUUACGGGAUGCUCUGAAGAAGAAGUCUGAGCAAUGGGAGAGCUUGAUCAAGAUUGGCAGGACACAUUUGCAGGAUGCCACACCUCUGACCCUGGGUCAGGAGUUCUCUGGCUAUGUGGCGCAGCUGGACUUUGGCAUUGAGCGCAUAAAGACAUGCCUGCCACGCCUGAAGAUGUUGGCACAGGGAGGAACUGCUGUCGGAACCGGCAUCAACACAUUCAAGGGCUUUGCCGAGGAUAUCGCUUCUGAAGUCAGCAAGAUGACUGGCAAGGACUUUGUUACCGCACCAAACAAGUUCGAAGCGCUCGCUGCCCACGACGCCAUUGUGGAGGCUCACGGCCAGCUCAACACCCUCGCUACCUCUCUUUUCAAGAUUGCCCAAGAUAUACGUUUCCUCGGCUCCGGCCCACGAUGCGGUCUCGGAGAGCUCAAGCUACCUGAGAACGAGCCGGGUUCCUCUAUCAUGCCUGGAAAGGUUAACCCCACCCAAUGCGAGUCUCUGACCAUGGUUUGCGCUCAGGUUUUUGGUAACCACGUAGCCACCACCUUUGCCGGAUCGCAGGGUAACUUUGAGCUGAACGUGUUCAAGCCCGUCAUGAUCCGCAACCUGCUCCACAGCUCUCGUCUGCUCGCGGACGGCAUGAGGAGCUUCGAGAAGAACCUGGUUGCCGGUCUAGAGGCGGAUGAGAAGCGUAUCAGCUCCAUCAUGAGCGAAAGUCUCAUGCUUGUCACCUGCCUAAACCCCAUCAUCGGUUACGACGCUGCCAGCAAGACCGCGAAGCACGCACACAAGAACGGCCUUACGCUCAAGGAAGCAGCGCUCAAGCUCGAGGUCAUCAGCGAAGCAGACUUUGACAAGUACGUCCGACCGGAGCUGAUGGUCAACCCUUCAGAAUACAAGCCCAAGAAAUAGAGACUCUCGGGGUAGUGUACAUGGAUGAUAGAAAAAAGAAUGCAAGUUAUACUUUUAUGGGCGUUCUAUGAAGCGAGCGCUCCCUUUUCU
Messenger RNA from Pyrenophora tritici-repentis Pt-1C-BFP, 1686 nucleotides. RefSeq names its product Lyase-1 multi-domain protein. Gene Ontology annotation, molecular function: fumarate hydratase activity. NCBI's taxonomy places the organism in Eukaryota, Fungi, Ascomycota, Dothideomycetes, Pleosporales, Pleosporaceae. Gene Ontology annotation, cellular component: tricarboxylic acid cycle heteromeric enzyme complex; mitochondrion. Gene Ontology annotation, biological process: malate metabolic process; fumarate metabolic process; tricarboxylic acid cycle. The record is from RefSeq and is a predicted model, not a curated record.